This is a messenger RNA of Penaeus indicus, 948 nucleotides long. RefSeq names its product glycine, alanine and asparagine-rich protein-like. Bases 1 to 948 code for a protein of 315 amino acids. NCBI's taxonomy places the organism in Eukaryota, Metazoa, Arthropoda, Malacostraca, Decapoda, Penaeidae. The record is from RefSeq and is a predicted model, not a curated record. The transcript has 4 exons.
AUGAAGAGGAAAAUCUACAGGUGUGAAAAGAUGGGCCUGUGGCUCCGUCAAGCGAGGCGCUUCCGUGGCUAUAUAAGGCAGGGGAUCUACCAGAGAAAGGCACACUCCUUCUCUGUCUGUCGCCAUGGCUUCACUGAAGACGAUCGUGACGCUCCUCUGCCUCGGUGGGUCACGUGGGAUCAGCGGAGGGAAAAUAAGAUCAAAUACCACAAAAGAUAUGAUAGGCUCGUUCUUGCAGAAGAGGAAGUCCGGGAAAAGCGUGGAUUUAUCGGCGGUCAUGGCGGCGGCUAUGGAGGAGGCCACGGUGCAGGCGUGGGCGGAGGCUACAGCAGCGGCGGCGGAGGCUACCUGAUCGUCGGCGCCGGCGGCGGGGGCGGCCACGGCCCCAGCGCCGCCGACGUCGCCAACGAGGCCGCCGCACAGGCCACGGCCGCCGCCGCCGGCCUCUCCGGUGCCGCCAACGCCGCCUACGGAGCGGCCGCCAGCCAGGCCGCUUCCGUGUCGUCGGCCGCCGCCCAGACUGCUCAGGCAGCGGCAGCAGGCAAGCAGGCGCAGGCCGCCCAGGUCACCGUGGCUCUGCAGGGCGCCCAGGCUGCCUCCUACGCCGAGGCUUCCCUCACGGCGCAGGCCGCGCAGGCCGAACAGGAGGCCGAGAACACCUACAACCUAGCGGUGGCCACGCUCAACGACAUCAGCGCCGCCGAGAACGAGGCGCGAGCCGUCGUGGCGCAGACGGGGCAGGCGCUGCAGGCCGCCCGCCGCGUGCGCGCCUCGCAGGCCGCCAUGGCCUGGCAAGCGCAGCAGACCGCCAACGCCCUCGAGCAGCAGCAGACUCUGGCUCUCAAGGACCUGCAGUCGGCGCAGCAGGCGGCGGCCCAGGCCGAGGCCGCGGCAUCCAAGGCCCUGGCCAAAGCCAAGGGCAACAACCCUUACGGCUACGGACACUAA